CCGACGCCCCGACCUCGGCCCCCGGUUCUCGCCCUGGCCUCUGUCACCUCUUCUUGGCCGUCGUUCCUUCUCGUUUUCGUCCUUGGGUCCUUCGUCUUGGUUCUUUUGUUGGUUUCUGGUGUGUGCGCUUCAGCAUCGCUUUGCGCUGGAGUUCCUCCUGCGCCCCACCUUGCCCUCGGAGGCCUCCUGCCUCUCUUGGUCCCCCGCCUCGUCGCUUUCCGGCUGAUGGCCCCGUCCUCUCGUCCUUUUGCAUCCUCAUCCCAUUUCUUGUAUCUGAUCUUGUUUUGUUUUUCUCUAAAACCGUUCUUUCUAUAUGCAUAGAUCGAGCCACUUGACUUCAGUCCGUUUGACAUUUUAUUAAAUCCCUGAAGAGUUCCAGUCUCUUCUGCUUUCUGCCUAAGCUAGGUAUCCACCCAGUAUUCUUAGUUUAGCUUCCAGUUUAAUAAACCUCAUCUUCUUUCUUCCCUGAUUGGAAAUAUCAUCAAAAGAGUGACAGUGGUAAUAAACCUGGUACCCUUACUGAUUGAAGCUUUAAUUUUUAAGAAUUGUGUUUACGUGACACGCCGGGAGAAGCAACUUGAGUACAGACUUGAUGAAAGUAUUAAGGGUUAAGAUUUAUUAAAGGCUGACCUACGAACAUAAGGUUAAAACUUGGAAAUUUUGUUGUCCUCCGGAAAAUAUGGGUGUCCAAGAACUAACCUUAAAUGAAAUUUAACAAAUUUUAUUUUACAAAAUUCAUUAUUAACUUGAUGUUUUGUAUAUUUACAAUUGCAGUUGAUUGCAUCAUUUUCUUGAGGGUCUCUGUUCUCGUUAAUAAGUGCAUACAGUUUCUACUAACUUAGUAGAAUUAUCGUGCUUAAUGAACGACAGAUAUGUGAAACAGAAGUAUUAAAUUUUUGAAUUGGACAGAAGAACUUUCUAAACAGUUUUGGAAGUUUUUCCUCCCAUUUUGUUGUGGUCAAGAUUUGGCUUACAUAAAACAUCUCUGUAUGAAUAAUGGUAUAGUAUCUUAUUUUGAAGGCAUCUGCUGAAACUAUUACUUUCAGUGAAGUUUGCCUUUAUUCUAGGGUUGAAGAUCGCCUGGAUUAUGUGUUUCAUUCUGGAAUCUCAAAGCAGUCCACAAACAGUAAAUUCUUCUUUACAUUGUCUGUGUCAGGGGGAAUAAUAUAUUUUAAACAAGAAUCAGUAAUUGGAAGUACAAGAUUGGUUGUUUAAUAAUGUUAAAAUGAAGUUUUGAUCAGCAGAGGUGCUGUUACCAGAUUUGUCUUCUGAGUAUAAAUUAAAAAUGACUGAAGUUCAAGCAAUGGUAGAAUUCUCCGUGGAGCUAAACAAGUUCUACAAUGUGGAUUUAUUUCAGAGAGGUUUUUACCAGAUUCGUGCAUCUAUGAAGAUUCCACCGAGAGUUCCCCACAGAGUAGAAGCUCGUUUGUUACAUGCAGCAGGUAUGACUUUAGCCUUUCCAGCUUCAGUUCAUGAUUCUCUGAUUUGCAGUAAAACAUUUCAAAUUCUUUAUAAAAAUGAGGAGGUUGUUUUAAAUGAUGUCAUGAUCUUCAAAGUUAAAAUGUUGUUGGAUGAAAAAAAGAUUGAAGAAACCCUUGAGGAAAUGAAUUUUCUGUUAUCCUUGGAUCUGCACUUCACAGAUGGAGAUUAUUCGGCGGACGACCUGGGCUCCUUGCAGCUGAUCAGCAGCCGGACGCUGAAGCUGCACCUGAGCCUCCACAGGGGCCUCCACCACCACGCCAACGUCAUGUUCGACUACUUCCACCUCUCGGUCGUGUCCGUCACGGUCCACGCGUCGCUGGUGGCACUACACCAGCCACUCAUCAGCUUUCCUCGCCCUGUGAAGACUACCUGGUUAAAUAGAAAUACACCAGCACAAAACAAAGAUUCUGUGAUUCCUACUCUUGAAAGUGUGGUCUUUGGUAUUAACUACACAAAACAGUUAUCGCCAGACGGUUGCAGCUUCGUCGUUGCCGACUCCUUCCUGCAUCACGCCUAUCGUUUUCAUUAUACACUUUGUGCCACUUUGCUCCUGGCCUUCAAGGGAUUGCACAGCUACUUCAUUACGGUAACAGAAGAGAUUCCCUCUUGUCAGAAACUAGAACUGGCCAAGGCCAACACGCAGGUCCUUUAUGAGCGCCUUCUCAGAAGAAAACAGCCACGAGCCCAGAAAGACACCUGUCUAGAGGAAAUGGAUGUAGAAGCUCGACUUACCGAACUAUGUGAAGAGGUUAAGAAAAUAGAAAAUCCUGAUGAACUGGCAGAACUUAUAAAUAUGAAUCUUGCACAACUUUGCUCACUUCUAAUGGCUUUAUGGGGGCAGUUUCUGGAAGUUAUAACACUGCAUGAAGAACUAAGACUAUUAUUAGCACAAGAGCACCAUACUUUGAGGGUACGCAGAUUCUCUGAGGCCUUCUUUUGUUUUGAACAUCCCAGGGAAGCUGCCAUUGCAUACCAGGAACUUCAUGCUCAGAGUCAUCUACAGAUGUGCACCGCUAUCAAAAAUACUUCCUUCUGCAGUUCUCUUCCACCCCUACCCAUUGAAUGUAGUGAAUUAGAUGGAGAUCUCAAUUCAUUACCUAUAAUCUUUGAAGAUAGGUAUUUAGAUUCAGUUAUUGAAGACUUAGAUGCACCCUGGAUGGGAGUUCAGAAUCUUCAGAGAUCAGAGUCCAGUAGAAUGGAUAAAUGUGAGACUGAAGAAAGCUCUCUAGCUGGACUUGCUAGCCCAGAGUUCACAGUCAGACCUGCUGGUGCCUCCAGUUUUUGGUAUACAGAAGGUGAAGAACAGCUAACAAAAUGUCUGAAAGGAAAGAAUGAAGAAUCAAAUAAAUCCAAGGUUAAGGUUACUAAGCUCAUGAAAACAAUGAAACCUGAAAACACAAAAAAAUUAAUAAAACAGAACUCUAAGGAUUCUGUGGUUUUGGUAGGCUACAAAUGCUUGAAAAGUACAGCAUCAAAUGAUCUCUUUAAAUGCUCAGAAGGCAAUCCUUCACAUAGUCAGAAGGAAGGUCUGGAUCCCACGAUAUGUGGAUAUAAUUUUGACCUAAAGACCUACAACAGACAGACAAGUCAAAAGGAAGCUAGCUUUUUGCCAACUAAUACAGAGAGAACUGAACAAAAGUCUCCAGAUAUUGAAAAUAUGCAGCCAGACCUGUUUGAUCCUUUGAACUCUGGCGGCCUAAAUCUUUGUGCAAAUUUGUCCAUUUCAGGUAAACUUGAUACCUCCCAGGACGAUAAUGAAAUUACACAAGUGGAGCACAAUGUGGCAGCUAGAAGUUCCUCAGAGGAUUUCCAUGAUCAGCAAACGCCAUCGGCAGGAGUUAGAACCAUUGAAGUAAAGCCCUGUGACAAAGACCCUUUCAGUGGCGAGAAAGUAACUGUUAAAAUAGGACCUUGGACAGAGCCUCGACUAGAUGAAAUGCUGGUGGACAAUUUACAGCUACCCAACUUUGAGUCCUUAGAAUCUAAUGGUAAAUCUAAAUCUAUAGACAUAACACUUGAGAAGGAAGCUUUGCAGGAAGCAAAGUGUCGUUUUGUCGGAGAGCCGUUAGCUAAGUUAAGAAGUAAUCAACCUGCUGCCUCUGCGAAAGAAUAUCAUGUGGUAGUGAGUGCAGAUGCAAUUAAGUUACCAGAUGGUAAUGCCACAUACGCCUCAUCUAGAUUUUCAGAUUCAGGGGUUGAGAGUGAACCAAGUUCUUUUGCAACACAUCCAAACCCUGACGUAGUGUUUGAAGUUGUGCAGGGGCAAGGCCCUUCCCCCACUGAGAGGGUGUUUCCUCCGCUUUUGAUGAGGGCUGACGCCAGCGUGAAGCUUUCACUAGGCAGUCACUGCACCGAGAGCACCAGCGCUCUAAGUGAGGUGCAGUCGUCUCUGACGUCCAUCAACUCACUGCCGUCUGACGAUGAGCUGUCGCCUGAGGAAAGCUCUAGGAAACCUGUUGCACCUGAAUGCCACCUAAGUGAUAGCAAAACUGUGUUAAAUCUAGGGACAGUUGAUUUGCCAAAAUGUGACAAUAGUAAAAAGUCAAGCAUUAUUUUGCAACAGCAGAGUGUCGUAUUUUCAGGGCAUUUGGACAAUGAAGCUGUAGCAAUACAUCCCUUAAAUUCAAGCACUAAAGACCCUUUACAAUUUAUUUUUUCAGAUGAAAAUACUUCCAGUGAUGUGAAAAGUAGGUGCAGCUCCAAACCUAACUUGGACACUGUGUGCAAAGACUCUCGGAGUCCUGAUAGACCUGGCAACCCUGCAGGGGCAGCAAGUGCAUUGGCUUCAAAUCUGGUCUGCUUAGGCACCCCUUGUGUCGUUUCAGGCUCCAUUUCUACUAAUACAGAAGUUGGUGAAGAUAGAACUGUGAAAAGGAAAAAUAGUGAUGCAUUAAAUCUCAAACAAAUAAACUCGGAAGUCCCUACAGUUAAAAAUGAAGCUCCUCUGGGUACAAGUGACCCUUUUUCAGCCAGUCCUGAUAUGGUAAAAGAAGGGCUUGUAGAAAAUUAUUUUGGCUCUCAGAGCAGUACGGAUAUUUCUGACACAUGUGCUGUUAGCUACAGCCAUUCAGUUAGCCCUCAGAAGGAAACUUCUAAGAGAGAAAUGAGUACGCUUCAGCAGGAACAGGGUAAAGAGGAUGAGGAGGAAGAGCAGGAUCAACAAAUGGUCCAGAACGGGUAUUAUGAGGAAACCGAAGCCUCGGCUUUGGGGGGGACAGUAAGUGCUCGCUAUACAAACAGAGGUGCACCAGAAGAAGACAGACUUGUCACCUCUGAAAAAAUAAACAGUGGCUAUCUGAGGGAUGCUAUAAAUGUGCCUACUGUCUGUACUUCUGGUUGUUUGUCUUUCCCGUCCGCACCACGAGAGUCUCCUUGUAGUGUUAAGCAUUCAUCUAAAAGUAAGUGUGAUGCCAUUACAAAGCAGCCUAGCAGCACUGGUUACAGCCUCACGUCAUCGGUGUCCUGGUAUGAAAAUUCACCAAAACCUCAAAUACAAGCCUUUCUCCAGGCAAAGGAAGAACUGAAACAACUUAAACUGCCUGGAUUCAUGUACAGUGAUGUUCCCCUGCUGGCAUCCUCGGUCCCUUACUUCAGCAUGGACGAAGAGGACGGCUCUGAAGAGGGAGUGCAUCUCAUUGUGUGUGUGCAUGGUCUAGAUGGAAACAGUGCAGAUCUCCGAUUAGUAAAAACUUACAUUGAACUUGGACUACCUGGGGGAAGAAUUGAUUUUCUUAUGUCUGAGAGAAAUCAGAAUGAUACUUUUGCUGAUUUUGAUAGCAUGACUGAUCGCCUUCUGGAUGAGAUAAUACAAUAUAUUCAGAUAUAUAGUCUAACAAUCUCAAAAAUAAGCUUUAUUGGACAUUCUCUGGGCAAUUUAAUAAUCCGUUCUGUGCUCACGAGGCCAAGGUUUCAGUAUUACCUUGACAGGCUCCACACCUUCCUCUCCCUCUCUGGGCCUCACCUUGGGACGCUCUACAACAGCAGCGCCCUUGUGAAUACAGGUCUGUGGUUUAUGCAGAAAUGGAAAAAAUCAGGUUCUCUUUUGCAAUUGACAUGUCGAGAUCAUUCAGACCCUCGCCAAACUUUCUUAUACAAGCUUAGUAAUAAAGCAGGGCUUCACUAUUUCAAAAAUGUUGUGCUGGUGGGGUCUCUACAGGAUCGCUAUGUUCCUUACCACUCUGCCCGCAUUGAAAUGUGUAAAACAGCUUUAAAGGACAAGCAGGCAGGACAGAUCUAUUCAGAAAUGAUCCACAACUUGCUUCGCCCAGUUCUGCAAAGCAAGGACUGUAAUUUGGUUCGCUAUAACGUCAUCAACGCAUUGCCCAACACAGCUGAUUCACUCAUUGGGAGAGCUGCACACAUAGCUGUUCUUGAUUCGGAAAUAUUUUUAGAGAAAUUCUUUCUGGUUGCUGCCCUUAAAUAUUUCCAAUAGGAUAAAAACGUUAUUAGAGACUUGACAAUUACCUCAUUCAACAGUGAUUCAAAUAAUGUAUUAAACUGUAGAUGCUGAUAAGUUCUAAGAAAUAUUUAUAUCUUUUUAUAUGGAAGAUAAUUUAUAUCAUCCAUGUUUAGAGCUUUUUAAACAUCAACUUUACUUUUUAGGUAAUGUGGCUGUGCAAUAUUUUUUUAAUUUUAUCUUUUUACUUUUCUAUUACUUUUUCAUAUAUUUUGCUACAUAAGUGAAAUUUCAGUGAAACUUCAAGCCCAUAUGUAUGUCUGAUUGUUUAUUAUUGGCUUUCCACAAUCCUCACAUCAGACACAUCAUAUUAGAGGCCAUUAUUGCUAGAAUAGCAUGGGAUUUUAAAUUUUCUAGUAUUGGGGUAUUAUUUAGUUAAUUAUAAAUUUUACUUUUAACAUUUUACUAUGUUUUAACUGGAAAUAAAAUUAUGGCUGCUAAAAUAUAUUUUUUGAAAUCAACUAUUUAGCCCUAUCAAACCAGGUAGUUCAUAUAUGACAAUGUUAUAAAAGUUUUCUAUAAAAAGUCAUUAUUACUGUUGCUAUUAAACAUGUGUCAUGCCUAUGAAAAUAUAUUUUCUACUGGUGAUUUCAACAUUAUUUCUCAUAUUGACUUUUAUUACUGGAACUUUUCAUGUUCAUGUUAGCAGCAUCUAGAGAUUCUGAACGUUUGAAUGCCCUCUGGUUUGAAUUAGUUGGAAUGUUGCCAGAUUUGGUAAAGUUGCUUGAACUUUCUGACUACAUUUCUUUAACUUUUUUCACAGACUUCCUUGUAUGUACAUAAUAAUUAAAUGUUGAAGUUUAUGAAAUACUUUUAUGAAUUUAGAUAAUUUUUAAAUAUUGUUAAAAUUUGUUGAACUAAGAGUAAUGUAAAUAAAAUAAUUUGUGUUAAAAAUGGAACAAAAUAAUUAACUGUACAUGUUUGGUGAUACAGAUGCAAAUGUUUUUGAUAUAUGGAGAUGUUAAGUCUUUUGACUUUACUAAAGGUGCUGAAUAGCAUUAAGUUCACCAUUUCCUUUCCUGGUUUACUUGUGAAAAUAAUAAUGCACUAAGGGUGGAUAGAAGGUCUGUUUGCAUUCACCAGUUGUGAUGGACAGAAGGUUUUUGUAAGUAUAUAUUGUAUAAUUGAUGCAUGUUUAUUUUUAGCAUUGUGUUAUUGCCUCUGGUGUUAAUAAAUGAACAAGUGACUGUGUACAGAACA
Equus caballus (horse) is the source of this 7138-nucleotide messenger RNA. Lineage: Eukaryota; Metazoa; Chordata; Mammalia; Perissodactyla; Equidae. The record is from RefSeq and is a predicted model, not a curated record.